Molecule: messenger RNA, 984 nt
Organism: Kluyveromyces lactis
Lineage: Eukaryota; Fungi; Ascomycota; Saccharomycetes; Saccharomycetales; Saccharomycetaceae
Gene: COQ3
Product: hexaprenyldihydroxybenzoate methyltransferase
Exons: 1
Coding region: 1-984 (327 amino acids)
Biological process (GO): ubiquinone biosynthetic process
Molecular function (GO): 2-methoxy-6-polyprenyl-1,4-benzoquinol methyltransferase activity
Source: RefSeq, a predicted model, not a curated record
AUGCUGUCCAGAACGCGGAUUUUACCGUACCUUGGAAGGUACUACUCAGAUAUACCAAAAUAUAAUCCAGCGUUCAUUAAUAGCAGUUCAUCAUCUAAUGAUGCACACCCAAAACCAACACAUAAUCCGACAUUUGAUAAAUCAUCAGGUACAAGUACAUCAGAUGAUGAAAUAUUUCAUUUUCAGCAGCUUGCACCAACAUGGUGGGAUACUUGGGGAUCUCAGAGGAUUUUGCAUAAGAUGAAUUUAGCUAGGCUUGAUUUUUUGCAAAGAACGGUUAGAAAUCAAAUAAAGAUCAAGAAUGAUGAUGUGUACAUCCCGGGAUUCAAUCAUCAUGAUCAUUUACCAGGUUACGUUACCAAGGCAAUUGACCAGGAUAUUUUUAAUGAAGUGCAACGUGGAUUGGGUGAAAAAAAAUUCGAUGCCCUUGACAUUGGCUGUGGGGGAGGUAUAUUGUCAGAGUCUUUUGCCAGGUUGCCAUUCAUUCAAAGUGUCACAGCAAUUGAUUUGACUCCAGAAUGUAUUGAGGUGGCUAAGGCACAUGCAGCAAAGGAUCCUUCGAUAAAGGAUAAAAUAUUCUAUAAGUUCUUGCCUUUGGAGAAGGUUCAUGGCCACUAUGAUAUUGUGACAAUGUUUGAAAUGUUGGAGCAUGUUGAUGAACCAAGUGAAAUAUUACGUCAAGCUUGGAGUAAAUUGAAACCCAAUGGAGUUAUCUUCUUAAGCACUAUAAACAGAGACCCAAUCUCAUGGUUUACCACCAUAUUCAUGGGAGAGCAGAUAUUAAAAGUAGUUCCAAAAGGAACUCAUCACGUUGAAAAGUACAUCAACUCAUCAGAGAUCAAACAAUGGUUUGAAGAUAAUGUACAAGGAAGAUAUGAAAUUUUAGACACUAAAGGAACCAUGUAUCUACCUUUGACCGGUUGGGUGGAACACGACUGCACUAACAUCGGAAACUACUUUAUGGCAAUCAAAAAAUUGAACUAA